CAGGGAGGCGAGGAGGACGGGCGCAGGGGCGGGUUCAUGGGCUCUGCCGGCCCCCGGAGGAGGGAGCCAGCUGGGAAGGAGAGAGCUUAGCCCAGGUAACGGCUGCCGGCAGGAGAAGCUGGCCAUGGCGGCUGCAGUGGGUGGCGCCGCCCGGCGAGGGACCCCCAUGUACUCGCAGAAAAACCUCACAUCAAAGAAAAAAGAUGACUUUGAAGAUAUCUUGGAAGAGAGGCGGCAAUCCAGUGACCUCAGAUAUGCAAUGAAAUGCUACACACCUGUUGUUUAUAAAGAACUUUCUCCCUGUAAGCCAAGUGCCAUUAAAACCAUUGUUCUGCAGUCUGAACAAGUUCAAUAUGUCAUCAAACAGCUAUCAAAAGAUACAGGUGAAUCACCUGACAUCAUACAAGAAGAAGCAGCAGAAAUUCUGGAUGAGAUGGCGCAUAGCAUGCAUAUGGGAGCUAUACGGUUUUUUGCUUUCACACUGAGCAAAAUAUUUAAAUCCCUUUUCAAGAGCAUCUGUGUGAAUGAAGAUGGCAUGCAGAAAUUACAACAGGCAAUACAAGAGCAUCCCGUUGUUCUGCUGCCCAGCCAUCGCAGCUACAUCGAUUUUCUCUUACUGUCUUAUGUGCUGUACACCUAUGACUUGGCUUUGCCUGUCAUUGCUGCAGGAAUAGAUUUCUUGGGAAUGAAACUGGUCGGUGAGCUGCUACGAAAAUCAGGUGCCUUUUUUAUGCGACGUACAUUUGGUGGUAACAAACUCUACUGGGCAGUGUUUGCUGAAUAUGUGAAAACUAUGUUAAAGAAUGGAUACGCUCCCGUUGAAUUUUAUCUUGAGGGGACAAGAAGCCGCACAGCAAAGACUUUGACUCCAAAGUUUGGUCUCCUCAAUAUUGUGAUGGAUCCUUUCCUUAAAAGGGAAGUGUUUGACAUUUACCUUGUCCCAAUCAGUAUCAGCUACGAGAGGGUAUUGGAAGAAUCCCUUUACGCACGCGAACUUUUAGGAGUUCCUAAACCAAAAGAAUCUACAUCGGGACUCUUGAAAGCCAGGAAAAUCCUGAAUGAAGAUUUUGGAAGCAUACACAUAUUCUUUGGACAGCCUGUAUCACUCAGAUCAUUGGCAGCUGGGAGAAUCGAUACCUGUUCAUUUAACUUGGUUCCAAGGCAUAUUCCCCAAAAGCCAUCUGAGGAAAUCCAGGAAUUUGCCUGUGAUGUAGCCUACAAAAUGGAACUCCUACAAAUAGAAAACAUGGUUCUGAGCCCAUGGAUAUUAGUUGCUGCUGUCCUACUCCAGAAUUUACCAGCCAUAGAUUUUCAGCUUCUGGUUGAAAAGACACUUUGGCUAAAAGGUUUAACUCUGACAUUUGGAGGAUUCCUUGAUUGGCCUGAUAAUCUGUGUGCUAACAAAGCGGUGCGAUCCAGUCUUGCUCUACACUCCAACAUUGUGAGCCUUGUCAACGGGCAAGUGGUUCUCAAUGACAAAGAAAUGGAAGCUGGCGGUACGGAAGAGCUUGUCUUUAAGCAAGCGCUCGCCAUCCUCAUGUGUGGGUCCUACAGGAACCAACUGCUCAACGUCUUUGUGCGACCAGCCCUUGUAGCACUUGCAUUGCAAAUGACACACUGUUCUAGAAAAGAGGAAGUUUAUAGCAAUUUUGCUUUCUGGCGUGAUGUCUUCUCUGACGAGUUUAUAUUCUUUCCUGGAAUACCCCUGAAGGAUUUUGAAGAAGGUUGUUUCUUGCUUACAAAAUGUGAUGCAGUUCAAGUCACGUCCCAGCAAGUUUUCGUUACUGAGAAAGGAAGCAAUAUAAUCUCUUUCUUGACAGCAAUGUUCAAGCCUUUUGUGGAAGGUUACCAGAUAAUCUGUAAGUACCUUUUAAAGGAAUCAAAUGACACCUUUAUGGAGAAGCAGUUUAUAUUUGGAGUCCGAAGCUUUGCUUCUGAGCUUCUCGAGGCAGGAAGCACACAGUGUUACGAUGUCCUGUCCUCAGACAUGCAGAAAAAUGCUUUGGCAGCUCUCAUGCGACAAGGUAUUGCAUCAAGAACGAAAAUGAGUGAUGGAUUCUCUUACACUGUAAGGAAAGAAGCUCUAAGUAAAACCGCAGGAAUGUUUGAAUCUAGGAUACCUGUAAGCAAACCGAUGGCUGCAAGACUUUGAGCUCCUUGAGUGGCUUGCCUUAUGCACACUAAAACUGUGAACGGCUGGAAGUAAGACAGAUUAUGAACAGGAUGCUAACUGAAGGCUUAGGAUACACUUCCCACCUUGAAAUGUUACUACUGCUACAUAAUUGUGGGAGAAAACUCCUGACGUCCAGAAUAUUUCCAUCACCGCUCAAAGAACUUGGUCAGCAUUGAUGGUUAACAUUCUCUUUAAUAAACGCCACUCCUUCUUUCACCCAGUUAGCAUUUAACAGAAUCACACUGUUAACAUCUGGAAUGUUUGCCAUAAGGAAAUUGUUGCUUUUAUAUAAUUAUUUUGUUGUUGUGAAGAAAUGUAAUUGAACAACUAAGGACAUAGCAUUAAAAACAAUAUUUAAGGAAAAGUAUCAUUGGCUGUUGUUGUACAUAGGAAGAGAUUAUUUCAUUCCUUUCAAGGAUGUAAUUCUCACAAAAUGUCAAUGCUGUAACCGUUUCUUCAGGUUUUGCAUCUUUUAAGUAUUAAAAACUAAGAAUGGAAUA
This is a messenger RNA of Zootoca vivipara (common lizard), 2673 nucleotides long. RefSeq names its product glyceronephosphate O-acyltransferase (gene GNPAT). NCBI's taxonomy places the organism in Eukaryota, Metazoa, Chordata, Lepidosauria, Squamata, Lacertidae. The record is from RefSeq and is a predicted model, not a curated record. Gene Ontology annotation, molecular function: glycerone-phosphate O-acyltransferase activity; glycerol-3-phosphate O-acyltransferase activity. Gene Ontology annotation, biological process: ether lipid biosynthetic process; triglyceride biosynthetic process; fatty acid metabolic process. Gene Ontology annotation, cellular component: peroxisomal membrane; mitochondrial membrane; peroxisome.